This is a messenger RNA of Ambispora gerdemannii, 372 nucleotides long. The record is from the annotation of a GenBank genome assembly. NCBI's taxonomy places the organism in Eukaryota, Fungi, Glomeromycota, Glomeromycetes, Archaeosporales, Ambisporaceae.
AUGCCCGUGAAUCUACUACUACCUUUGCCCGCGUUAGUAGGACAAAGAGUGGAAGAUGUUUGCAAAACCAAAGUAAAUCUACAUAAACGUGAUCUGGUGUUACAGAGUUUGUGGUAUUGGAAGCAAAUCAGCAAUGACAAGACACCUGACUCAAUCAAGAAAAAGCCAUCAACAGAGCUUUUGAUGUAUUGUUACAAUAAUACCCAUGAACUUCCGUUAUUCUCGAAAGCAGAUACUGAAAGACUUUGUCUUAAACAAGACGCCGAGUUUUGGCGAAUGUUAGAUGUCGCUGUUGAGCAGAAAAUUAUCACCAACGAAACAAAGCAUAUAUUCUCGAAUAAAGACGCUGAAGUAACGUCGAUUCAUACAUAG